Messenger RNA from Pectinophora gossypiella (pink bollworm), 3898 nucleotides. RefSeq names its product SHC-transforming protein 1 (gene Shc). Gene Ontology annotation, biological process: cell surface receptor protein tyrosine kinase signaling pathway; intracellular signal transduction. Lineage: Eukaryota; Metazoa; Arthropoda; Insecta; Lepidoptera; Gelechiidae. Gene Ontology annotation, cellular component: plasma membrane. The coding region runs from base 339 to 1601 and encodes 420 amino acids. The record is from RefSeq and is a predicted model, not a curated record. Gene Ontology annotation, molecular function: receptor tyrosine kinase binding. The transcript is spliced from 8 exons.
CCGUCAGUUGUCUGUCAAAAAAAGUUGUGAAUCGUAACUUUUUGUGAAAUAAUUUCUGUUAUUGUAUUUCUCGUGUUGUAUUCACACGAUUUUGUUGCACUUUUACUCGGUAACGCGGUAUUUGAAAGAUUUAUAGCUGCAGGAAGCGGGGCACUUACUUGCGGCGCGCAGUGGGGGCGUAUCUUCUUGGUGUAGUGUUUUCCGUCGACAUACGGCGUUGGUGAAUUAAUGAUUUGAAUCACAAUGAAAGCGCAUUUAACAUAACUGAGAGUAAGUGAAGUGUGAAGAAUAUCGUGUGGCAGUGUGUCGAGGAGUCUGCGUGUGGUCAGCGUUGCGAGAUGGCGGAGAACAGUUCGUUCGUGGCGAAACCGGCGCGGGGAUGGCUGCACCCGGACUCUGUCCUGGCCAGUGACGGCAUCACGUACGCGGUCCGAUAUAUUGGCUGCAUGGAGGUUCUGACAUCGAUGAAGAAAUUGGACUUUGAAACAAGAUCCCAAGUAGCUAAAGAAUGCAUUGCAAGAGUGUGUGCUGCGGCCGGUCUUCGGUCAGCGGACAAGAAACGUCGUGUUAGCCAGGCGGCGGCGAGCGCUCUCGCAGCCAAGCCUAGAAUGGCUCACUCAGGCUCCAACGUAGCACUGACUGUUUCCUCACGAGCUAUCACAUUAGCCGCUUUAGAGGGCGGAGAAACAGUGGCAAGGCAUGACAUGCCACGAGUGUCAUUCGCAUCUGGCGGUGAUGCAGAUUCCUUAGACUUCGUAGCAUAUGUGGCCAAAUCCGCGCCACCGGCUGAGUGGCGAGCGUGCUACGUCCUCGAAUGUGGAGGCAGACUGGCACAAGACGUCAUCGCCACUAUUGGUCAAGCCUUCGAGCUGCGGUUCAAAGAAUUUCUCACAAAACCUUCCUCUGUAAAUAUAAACGGGUCCCGCGCGCUGUGCGGCGGGGGUGGGGGCGGUGUGUCGGGCGCUGGUUUGGAGGAUCGCGAGUACUACAACGACAUGCCGGACAAGAUGCCGCCCGAGCCCGCACCGCACAAGCACCCGCCGCCGCCGCUGCACGCCCUCGCGCCCAUAUCCUCGUGCGAAGAGAGCGUGAGACACUACGUGAACCAGACACCACCGCCGCGGACACCCCCGACUGCGCUGCUGCCUAACCAUCACACAGACAUCUUCGAUAUGCAGCCGUUCACAGCGACGCCGGUGACGUCAUCGUCGGCCGCGUCGUCGUCAACGGCAUCAGCGUCAUCGCCGGCCGAGGCGGAGCCCCUCUCAGCUAAAGCUCAGGCUGCCCUUUUGGCGCGCGAGCCCUGGUUCCACGGGCCUAUCUCUAGAACGACGGCUGAGAAGUUGGUGGCAGAGGACGGAGAGUUCCUGGUGCGGGAGUCAGCUGCCUGCCCCGGGCAGUUCGUGCUGACGGGCGCUCGUCGCGGCGUGCACAAACAUCUACUGCUCGUCGACCCUAAUGGAGUGGUCCGAACCAAAGACCGCGUGUUCGAGAGCGUGCCGCACCUCAUCAAGUACCACUGCACCAACGAGCUGCCCAUAGUGUCCGCGGACUCGGCGCUGCUGCUACGCAAGCCCGUGCUGCGCGCCGGCGCCUCCUGAGACGCAGCGCCGCGCCGCCGCACGCUGCCCACGUAGGCACGGACUGAUUGAUUCGUUUACCAAGGCCAUGGUGCCGGUACGGGCAACCACAGAAAUAAUUUAACGGGACUGAAACUAGCGCUAUCUCUUUCUUGCACUUGUAAUUGAAGGACGGCACUAGUUUAAGAGCUGUCAAACUAAUACUAAGUUUGUGUCCGCCAGAUUAGGCACCAAUAAGCAUAUAAAGAAGUCUGGAAGUCUUUAAAUCUUCGCGGGAUUGGCGAGAACGCCUAGUGUUGUAAUAGUCAUGGUAUACGAAAAACAGGUAUGCUCAACAGUGACAGCUCGAUGGCGACUUGUCAUAGGAUUGAGCAUACCUAGUUUUCUUAUACCAUGGAAAUAGAGUCCACAUGUAACUCGUUAUAUGGGAAAAAUAUUUAUGCACGCACUCACAUACUUUAGUAUUAACUGCACUGCUUUUCUUCGCAUGACUUUCAUAGUUACAUCAUGGUGUCAAACAUCUUUGUAUACUUACCCAUUGCCCAAAUAGCGUUGUGGACAAGAAGUGUAUGGUCACGAGUAUUAAUAUGUAUACACUUUGAUACCAUGUCACAUUAACUUUUUUGACAAAUUAAACCGCAAGUCUCAUUAAAUGUCAAAUAUGAUAGUGCGACAGGGUUUGUAAGUGGAUACAUGAUAUUGCUCAUGACUGUACGCAGUGCGCGAUUGGCCUGGCAACUAAACUAAAUAAAAUGCUGUAAAAUUUAAAUGCUAAAACAUUGUACUGUAGAAAACUGCAGGCCUAUAAUAAAAAGUUAGUCGCUUUUGUUGCAAAUGACUCUUUGUUCUUAAAUAAAUUAAAUUGACCAUUGUGUUAGCUAAGUUAGUGACAAGUUUUCGGCGUGUUUUUUUUGUAUGACACUGUAUCUAUAUCUACGGUAGUAGUAGACCAAUGACCAACCAGUUAUAUUUUUAUUAACCUACCCAGUGAAAAAGUGCUUGUGAAUGUUGCCAGGCUGUAUAAAUACAUAUAAAUAAUUGGUAGUUUUAUGAAUGCUAACAUUUAUUUAAUUUUGCAGUUUGCAAUUGCAGUCCGUAGCCUCAUUAUGGACACUUAUUUUUUGUGGCAGUAUUGUAUGAGACUAAUUAACGUUGCAUCACCUUACUCAAACCGUAUGAUUGCAAAAAUAGUAGGUACUCAUAGGACUUGAACUGUCUUUCUGAAUGUUGAUGAAAAAGCAAUCCACUUAUUUACCUACAUCCAUGUCGAUUUAUCGAUUGAUUCAGCAAAUCUUGUAUGGCCUAUAUUUUAGUGUUACAAUAUAUAAUAAUGCUAUUAUGCCCCCUUUAAACGUAGGACGUAAAAUAUAGACAAUAUGCACAAUGUAAUUGACUGUAAUAUUAUAAUAUUGAAUUUAAUUAUGUAUAGUUAUUCAAGCACUUACUUUUGUAUCAGUGUUGCAAUCUUCUAGAAUAAUAAAGGUAUGUGAUUAAAAGGUGCACCCAAGUUUAAAAUAAAGCCUUGUGGCCUCGUGUGACAUUGUUUAUUUACACUCGUAAAUGUAUUCCAUAAUAAAUUUGCAUAUUAUAUUUUGCAUUUAUUCAAUUCCAGAUCUAUUUUUUGUAUCUUUAUAAAGAUUUAAAUUGAUUAUCUAACCAAAGGCUUGCGUUAUCGACGACCGUGAAUACGAAAUGUGAUUUGAAGUCUUAGUAAUACUAGUCUUCACCAAAUGUAUAUUAUAGCGUGAAGGCAUCUUAGUAUUUACUGUAUAACUUAAGGAUUAUUUAUAAGAUCGUAUAUUGCUGUGCAAUUUUCAACGCCAAACUAUAAAAUAAAUAUUGAAAUAUUUCAUUCCAAAAGAUCUUGCUAGAGUAAUUUACCAGCCGCUCUCUAUUCCGUACGGUUUAGUAUACUAGGUAACUGAAAUAAACGCAACACAUAGGUGCUAAAGGCUUACUUAAAUGUGAAAAUAGGUAGUUUUAAUUUGUAAAUAAACCACCACAAACUCUAUCGUAUGUAAGAUUUAUCGACUUUAUUUUUAAGACUGUUUUGUAGACUCAAAUAUAAAUAAUAACAAUUUUAGACUCACUUUAGUUAAUUUGAACCUAAUUGUGUCAUUUUCAGUGCUUUAAGUCUUCCCCAAUAGUGUUAAUUCUCGUAUUAUGUUCAAUGCAUGGUUAUAUUUUAUUGUAAGCACAAACGUAAAUGUUGAAAAUCUUGAAAUAUUGGACAUAUAGUUUAUUCAUAUAUAUAAAUGUUACGAUAUUAUGUAGUAAUCGUGCAUACGUGAUUUUAUUAAUAAAUUAUAUUUGAAAAA